GCGCCCGCCCGCCCGCGCUGCGCGACAUGGCGGCGCUGUGAGGCGGUCCCGGUGCCUGCCGUCUAUCGCUGCCCGGCGUCCCUCGCUGCCCGGCCUCAUCGCUCGCUCCCUCCCUCCGCCAUGAGGAACCUGCGGCUGCUGCGGGCCGGCGGGUGCCGCUCCGCCGCCGCCACGGGCACCCCGCGGUGCUUCUGCCUCGGCGCCGAGCCCGGCGCGGUUCUCGUGGGCUCCCAGUACGGGCUGGUGGAACUGCGCGCCGGCGGGGACUCGGUGUCAAGAGAAAUUUCCCUGACUGUGGAUGGGUUCUUGCCUGAGGAUGGAAGUGGCUGCAUCGUGGGUGUUGAAGAUCUUCCAGAGCAGGAGAGUGUGUGUGUUGCUACAGCAGCUGGAGACAUCCUACUGUGCAAUCUGAGCACAGAGCAGGUGGAAUGUGUUGGAAGUGUGGACAGCGGUCUUAGUGUGAUGAGCUGGAGUCCUGACCAAGAGCUCGUUUUGCUUGCAACAGGUCAGCAGACUCUCAUCAUGAUGACAAGGGAUUUUGAACCAAUUUCUGAGAAGCAAAUCCACCAAGAUGAGUUUGGAGAAGGAAAGUUUGUUGCUCUUGGAUGGGGUAAAAAGGAGACACAGUUCCAUGGAUCAGAAGGCAAACAGGCAGCACAUCGCAAGCAGACGGAAGUGCUGCCAGCAUCAGCCUGGGAUGAUGGCAGGCCUCGGGUGACGUGGAGAGGAGACGGGCAGUUUGUUGCAGUGAGUGCUGUCUGUCCAGAGACAGGUGCUCGGAAGGUCCGGGUGUGGAGCAGAGAGCUUGUGCUGCAGUCAACAAGUGAGCCUAUCUCAGGAUUAGAACAAGCACUGUCCUGGAAGCCCUCAGGAAACCUGAUAGCAUCUACACAAGAAAAACCCAACAGACAUGAUGUGGUUUUUUUGGAAAAGAAUGGACUUCUUCAUGGAGAGUUCACCCUCCCUUUCCAGAAAGGGCAGGUCAAAGUUAACGAAAUGCUUUGGAAUGCAGAUUCUACAAUCCUGGCUCUAUGGCUGGAAGACCUGAAGGUGGAAAACUCCAACCCAAACACUUAUGUUCAGCUGUGGACCACAGGGAACUAUCACUGGUACCUAAAGCAAAGUCUACACUUUGGUAGCUUGGAGGAAAAUCAGUUGGUGUCACUGCUAUGGGACCGAGAGAACCUGUAUAGACUACAUAUACUCUGCCAGGGCUGGCAUUACCUCUUCUACGACUGGCACUGGAGCACAGACCAUGGGCUGGGGGAGAAUAGUCAACAUAUGGCAAAUGUGGCUGUCAUAGAUGGAGAUAAAGUGCUUGUCACAGCCUUCCAGCAUGCUGUGGUGCCUCCACCCAUGUGUACCUAUGAGCUCCAGCUCCAACAGGCAGUUAAUCAGGUUGCCUUUCACACAGAUCCCAAACAUAGUGGGGACAUGGCUAUCCUGGAUGCUGAUAACAGGAUCUCUUUGUACAGAUAUGGACAGAGUACAGGGAAUGACCCUUCUGUCAAGUUUGGAGCUGUGGGAGGAGAUGGCUUUAAAACAACUGUAGAAACACCAUACCUGGAUAAAACCUACAGAGUUGAUGUGAGCAGCAGCAGCAAUGAAGUGAUGAAUCCUCUGGGGCUCCGAUUUCUCACCUGGCUGCCAGAUGACAGCUUCCUGGUUGUUGGUGAAGGUCAGCAUGCUGCUCAGUCUGUCCUUCACCAUCUGACUGCAGUGCCUCGUGUGACUGGAGCUGAAGAAGAGUGCCUGAAUUUACGGUUGUCAGUGCCUGUAGACGGAGAAGUGAUUAGCCUGUACUGCUGCCCAGUGACCAGAACUGUAGCUCUGCAGCUGACUGAUAGGCGGAUCCUAAAAUACCUGUGGGAGGCUUCUACUCCAGUCCUUAAGCCCUGGAGGAGUAGCAGUAGCUCUGCUGUUCAGUUCCCCUACCGUUGUGUGCAGACUUCCAUCACAAGGAUCAGUGGUGAAGAGGUGAUCUUGGGCCUCACAGAUCGAUGCCGGUUUUUUGUUAAUGAUAUUGAGGUUGCUUCUAACAUCACAUCAUUCGCAACAUACAACGAGUUUUUGUUGGUGACAACCAACUCGCACACCUGUCAGUGCUUCUGCUUGAAGAACUUGUCAGUGAAGGCCCUCCAGGCCGGCCUGAGCAGCGCUGCUGCACCCAGCAGUGAGACCGUGCGCAAGGUGGAGCGAGGCUCACGUAUCGUCACCGUCGUUCCCCAGGACACAAAGGUGGUGCUGCAGAUGCCAAGAGGAAAUCUGGAGACUAUUCACCACCGUGCUCUGGUUCUUGCCCAGAUUCGGAAGUGGCUAGACAGGCUUAUGUUCAGGGAAGCUUUUCAGUGUAUGAGGAGGCUACGAAUCAACCUCAAUCUUCUCUAUGACCACAAUCCCAAGGCAUUUCUGGAAAACACAGAAACCUUUAUCAGGCAAAUAGAUUCUGUGAACUAUAUCAACUUGUUUUUCACAGAACUGAAAGAUGAAGAUUUCACUAAGAGUAUGUACCCAUCUCUGAACGGCAGCAGUAACAGCCAGCCACGCCAGCAUCCUGAUCAGAAAAAAGUAAACCUCAUCUGUGACGUGAUGAGAGUUGCCAUGGAGCACAUUGACCCUCAAAAAUACUGCCUGUCAAUACUGACAGCACAUGUGAAGAAAAGUCCUCCAGAACUGGAAAUUGCUCUCCAGAAGGUUCACGAUCUUCGAGAAAGCAUUACGCCAGAUGUUCAAGCUGUGAGUGCAGAAGAAGCACUAAAGUACCUGCUUUUCCUUGUCGAUGUCAAUGAAUUAUAUGAUUAUUCCUUGGGGACGUAUGAUUUUGAUUUAGUCGUCAUGGUGGCAGAAAAGUCUCAAAAGGACCCAAAAGAAUACUUGCCCUUCUUAAAUGCCCUCCGGAAGAUGGAAACCAAUUAUCAGCGAUAUACAAUAGACAGACACUUGAAGAGAUACACAAAAGCUCUUGGCCAUCUCAGCAAAUGUGGUCCUGAACAUUUCUCUGAAUUUCUGAACUUGGUGAAGGAUCAGAAUCUGUAUUCUGAGGCCUUGAAGCUGUACCCCUCUAGCACUCAGGAGUACAAGGAUAUCAGUGAUGCAUAUGGGGAGUACUUGAUUCAGAAGCAGCUGUAUGAACAGGCUGCAUUGAUAUUUGCUCGUGCUGGCGUCUUUGCAAAAGCACUUGAUGCUUUUCAGAGCAGUGGCAGCUGGCAACAAGCCCUGUGCAUGGCAUCACAGCUUGGUUACACAAAGGAUAAGCUGUCCAGCCUGGCACGGAGCAUGGCAGGAAAACUAGUUGAACAGAGAAAGUAUGCAGAGGCAGCCAUACUCCUGGAGCAGUACACUCAGGACUAUGAAGAGGCUGUUCUUCUGCUCUUAGAAGGGACUCUUUGGGAAGAGGCUUUGAGACUGAUUCACAAGUAUGGUAGGCUGGAUAUAUUGGAAACCAACUUGAAACCUGCUAUUUUGGAAGCUCAAAAAAGUCAGCUGAUCUUCCUAGAUUCCCAGAAAACAGCAUUUCUUCACCAUAAGAGUCGCCUGCAAGUGGUGCGAGAGCUGAAGGAGAAGGCCUGUGAGAACCUGCAGGAUUAUGAAGUGCCAAAUUGCCCGGAAUUGGAGCUUUUUUCUGAAACCAGCAGUGUUGUGACAGCCAGUGACAUGAACAGCAAAUAUACACACAGCAAUUCAAGAAUAUCAGCGCGAUCCUCAAAGAACCGACGCAAGGCAGAGCGUAAGAGAUACAGCCUGAAGGAGGGGAGUCCUUUUGAAGAUAUUGCCCUUCUGGAAGUCCUCGGAGAGAGUGUUCGUGCUGUUGAGACUGUGAAAGGAGAGAUACACAUCCUUCUGAAGCAGCUUGUGCUCUUUGGUUAUGAUGAGCAAGCUGGGGCACUGCAGCAAGUCCUGGAAGAGGUUUUGCAGUUGAUGGAGACCUCGGUCCCAGAAAUCUGGACUCCAGACCUGCAACAGAGCUCUGUCAGCCUGGUCCUGGGACCCAAUUCAACUGCAAACAGCAUUAUGGCUGCUUAUCAGCAAAAGAGGAUGAUGCCUCCUGUUGUACAAGAUCCUGAAGUACUGACUCCACCAAAAUUCAAUAAAAAUGUGCAGUGGAAGCUGCAUCUUCUCCAGUAACUGGAAACCAAGGAAUCUCUGUGGACUCUGAACUCUUAACUUUUCAAAUAAUUUCAUUAUAUCUUUGCAAAAGGCAUUGCUGUUCUGGUAUUUCUGAUACACUGUUCCUAGGGCUGUGGAAGUGAAGGGUCCCUCCACCUGGUGCAGCUGUGACUGCCACCCAUAUGGUGUCACACUUGUGGGCACAGCUCUCUAUGGUGUCACACUUGUGGGCACAGCUCUCAUGUGCACUGCAGAGGUGGCUUGUGAGGCUGGGGAGCAAAAGGAUAUGCAGCUCUGACAGCUCCUACCACUGUUCCCCCUUCUGGAUGAAGCAAUCCCACCAGUGUUGAAUGGGUUAUCUUCACUGCCAUCCCUACCUCCCAGAGUUGAUAUCUGCUAUGAUCACAGGCCACAUUUUAAGCACUUCAGCCUGCUUUAGAGAACUCGCCUGCAAGACUGUACCAAUAGCAAAUUCCUGCAGUUGCCAAACAAAUUUUAUGUCUUUUCUGCUGAAGCUGGGUGUUGCUGAUACCAGAUUUUCAUUAUUGCUUUGUUAUAUCAGUGUGAAUCCUGCAGUGCCAACAGCCAUUGUAUUGAAACUGGGCCUGAUCACACCAGGGUGGUCUUGGGCAGAGGAAAACAUGAAUAAAAACAGGACAGUGAUGUUGGUGUUUCACUCUGCUGGGUAAUACUACCCUAAUUAUCUGACAUCAAAGAAGAUAAAGUAAUGGUGCCUUAUGGCACUGACCGAUCAGCAGCUGUAUCCUGGUAACAGUGCAAUAGUGCGCAGCAUUAUUGCAGAACUGUGUCAUCUGGAAACUGAUCUUGUACUGAGAAUUAGGUUUUACCUCAGAAUACUGUCAUCUGAUGCAAGAAGUAACAGCAGUAGUUCUGGGAGCAGAGGAAGGAGAUGAAACUGGAAACCCUCUCAGUGGCGGCAUCCCCUUCUUGGUUAAUUUUGGCCUGGCAUUUGUCGUGUUCAGGCCAUUUCCAUUGGGUUCUGCAGAAAAACACCUUACAAACAAGGUGCUUACUGUCUGUUGGAGUCGUUUAAUGGCACAGCUGUGUUCUGGUUGCACAGCGUGAGCAUGUGCAGUGCUGCAGGUAACUUCUCGUGUGGCAAGAACUCCAUCAGAUUGGAGUGGCCAUUUAGUCUUGCACUGUCUGUAUUGUGCUGGCUUGGGCCCGCUGGAUGGAGGAGAGUGGUAAAAGUCUUUUUUCAGUGUGAAGCAUUGGAGCACAUCUCCAGUUUUUUUGAGUUGCCUGGCCUGUUCUGGGUUGUGUGGGGGUGACUUAAGCCUGUUGUCGAAUACUGUGACUACACUGAAAAGAGAUUCUCCAAGAGUAAUGCCUUUUGAGAUGGCAAAACACAUGAAAGUCUUUACAGGGCAAGACUGUUUCACAGGACCUGGUCUUCAAAAUGGUAGCAGAGCAUAGUCCCUGGUGAAUACAGAAGCCAUCUACCAGAUCUGAAGAGUCUGUGCUUCUCUGCAAAGCACUCUGGCCCUGCAACUGAAAUGUGACACUGACACUAGUAAUUCCUGACAUUCCUGAAUCUGAUGCCAAGAAAUGCUGAGGUCUUGCACAACUGAACCUAUUGUUUAGAAAGAGAACACAAGAAAAGAUAAAAUUGCUCCUGGCUUACUGAGGAUUUGUGCUUGUGCCUAAGAAUGAGUAUGAUUUCUUUGGUUUUUUCAUCAUGGUGAUGGUGAAAGUCAAGGACCCUUUUGUGUUAGGCAUGCUUUCUUGUUCUCUCACCAAGGCAAAAAUCUGCCAUCCAAGUGAAGACCAGUCUUAUACAUCAUUCUUCAAAUUCUUACUGUCUUCCCCUACACCUUUCCCUCCUGAGUCCUGAGUGAACUUGGAAUAAGGAGCAGUAGAGCUGGGAGCAGCACCUGGUGUGGGUGAGCCUCAAGGGGGAAUAUCCUUCUUACUACUUCUGCAGUUGCUGGCUCAGCAACAGCUAGGAGUCAGCUUUCCCUUGAUUUCUGCUGCCAUGUUCUUUUGCUUUCUUAGUGAUGCCUGUAAUCUUGAAAUAUACUCAGUUUUAGUUAGUGUCUUUACAGACACAUUGAAUUUACUCUUAGGAAAUCUCUGGGGGCUCCUACAAACACAGUUACCAGGAAUUGAAGUAAACCAUUAAUGCAGAAAUAUGGAGUUCACUUUAAAAAUGUCUCAACCUCUGAGCAAAUACGGCUGUAUGGAAGCCUGUUUCUCUUGUUAGAUAUUUUCCACCUGUCUGCUGAUUAGUUUCAUUAAACACAGAAGGAACAUAAAUCCAUCAAGUUCAGUAGGAAGUUUCAUGAACAGAUGCACAGUGUGGUUCAUUGGAGCAAUAGAUGAUAGUUCUUCCAGUGAUAAACACACCUGCUAAAUACAAGUAUAGAGUGAAUACAAGUGUUCCCAGGUAUACUCUAAUGAAGUCAGAAUCACAGAUCUUUCCAAAGAGGCAACUCUGCUGUGGGGGAGAGAUGAGUAAGACCUUUGACUUUUCUUCAAGGUGGUUAUGUUCUCAUCCUCUGCCUUGGAGGCUUUCAAAGAAUAAAUUUAUUCUUUUUGAGAGAAGCAGAGAUGAGACUAUAGUCUCAUAUUCUAUCAUCUGCAAUUGUAAACUGAGAAGAGGGGGAGAGAACUUUCUUUGUAAAUGAGUAUUAAGAGUUACAAAGAGAGAACAAAGCCAGUGGCAUUUUCAUAAGGGUGGAAUAGAACUCUUGUACCAUCCGCUUUUCCAGUGGGAUGGCUGCAGGGGCCGGGGUCAUCUGCCCCUCCACCUGAUAACCCGUCACCCCAUCAGCCUACCAUCAGCCCAUGUUAAUCCCUUCAUAUAUCUCAUGGCACAUCUCAUGGAAAGUCCUUUAACACAUCUUUCUUGGCUUUAGGCCUCAUUCCUGUAACAAUAUCACAGAAGAUAAUACAGUUCCAUAAGAGAUCUAAUUACAGCCAGGUGUGGAUGGGAGAUGCUUUAUCAUCACUGGCUGAUGAGUGUUAAGGUUAUGCUGCUAUUCUGCAGCUCUCUUCCAACAGAGAUGUUAUCUUGGUUGUUCACAGUCUCCUGUAUGGACUUAGCAGCUGUAGAGGAAAGAUUGGAGGAAGGCUGUGAGUACCUGCAAAGCCACACACAAAGUCACUUGUGACACUUUGUGGCCUUGAGGCUACCCCUAUAGGUGGCUGCCCCUUCUUGGCUUCAGAGAGCUUGUGCCCACUGCUGCCAUUCCUGCGGACCUUUUCCAUACAGUGGUGACCUCACACAGUGCUGGACAUGCAGCCAUCUCUCACCCUGAGAUCAGCCCAGUGGCAGUGGUUCUCCUGGUGAUGCUGCUGAUUUACAACAUCAUAGACAGGCUUGUCCCCCUGAAUCGUGCUCCCCAUUUGAGUGUGUGGCAACUGUGACUCAGCUGCACGCUGUUCCCAGACAGAUGGAUUGCAGGGGGUCAUGCUUCACUCUGACCUGCUCUGAGAAGUUCUAAAACCAUGACUCCCACCCAGAUGUGAUGGGCCAUGGGCCAAAAGCAGCACAUUUCACUGUGGAGAAGCAUGGCUUCCCUUUCUGGCCUGGGUCUGCUAUGAGGAAGACCACAGCUCUCCAGCAUUCGCAACUGGCCUUGGUCCAAAUUACUUCCCUUUGCAAAGCAUUAGCACUUUACCUCUGGAGCAGCUGAAGCCCUAGUUUGUGACAAGAAUGGAUUCAUAGACAGGCUGUGCUUUUGUCCUUGUUCCUUACUGUCUUAAGCUUUAUUCUGUAAUUUAAGGCAUAUUAUUACUGAUGUCAGCAAUAGCUGAACUGUGGCUGGUGUUUUAAAUUAGGCCAUGGCCACCUGUUAAGCUUACUGUACCCCAUUCUGGUGAAAUAUGAAUGGUUUAAGAAAAGAUUUUGCACAGUGAGUCAUAGGAGAACAAUAAAUACUUUAAAGACCCAGAAAAGUGGGAAAUGGCAGGUCUUGCAGAAUAGUUUUGAAACAAGAGAACACAAACAGAAAUUUGCAAGGUUCCAUGUUUUACUGAAAUUAACUAAAUCAGCUAAAAAGCAUCCUUUAGAUGAACUUAGCUCAUUAUAAUGUGAAAGCCAUAUCUCUAAAGCUUAGACUACCCACCUCCAACUGAAGAAUCCUACCUACUGAACAUACAUAAUAAAUUCAAAACGCAUUGUACCCUUAUAUUGAAGCAGGCAAAAGAUUGUCCAAUAGCUAUUGAGUUUGCAGGUAUUUAGACAUCAGGUAAGUGCAGACUUAGAUAUUUUGAAAAUAUCUUAGCUACACUGCUUGGCUAGAACUGGGUGUGCUAGCUCUGUGGAUUCACCAGCCAGCACCCAUCUCUGCACAAGCAUGAAAUAAAUGUGAUCCUCUGUGUGGUUUGGCUUCUUACA
This is a messenger RNA of Zonotrichia leucophrys gambelii, 8470 nucleotides long. RefSeq names its product elongator acetyltransferase complex subunit 1 (gene ELP1). Gene Ontology annotation, cellular component: elongator holoenzyme complex; cytosol. Bases 121 to 4125 code for a protein of 1334 amino acids. The transcript is spliced from 36 exons. Gene Ontology annotation, biological process: tRNA wobble base 5-methoxycarbonylmethyl-2-thiouridinylation. The record is from RefSeq and is a predicted model, not a curated record. Gene Ontology annotation, molecular function: tRNA binding; protein binding. Lineage: Eukaryota; Metazoa; Chordata; Aves; Passeriformes; Passerellidae.